AUGACGUUCACCAGCACAAGUCAUUCUCAAAGCAGCACCUGGACAAACGCCGCCACGCUCAUCACUGUCGAGUACAGCGUCGAUGUGCCCAUUGCUGUAUCGGGUGAUUAUCCGGAUGCCCAUACCAUGAAGGAGUCCAUUGAUAGUGUAGAUUUCAGUUCGUUCGAAUCGCUGCUGCAGGCGAACAUUGGGGCGGCGGAUUCGCAUGCCGGCGACGGGGUGUACUCCGUUGGUGUGAUGGGCAUCACGACGAGUGUAACCAUCAUUGCAAGCACUAGUUCAACGUCACAAGUUAAUAUCACCCCCACUCUGACUAGCACAUCGGUUACCACCGACGCACUCUCCAGCACAAGCCUCGGCAAGGAGGUGUCUUCCACCCAAGUUGCGACGUCUGAGGCGGACACUGCGACAGCAACAGAGGAGGGCACGAUGGAGGUGAAGACCACUGGAGUCCCUACUGUGUCACCUGGCGAUGUGGUGACUACCACGGACGUGGAGACGUUUGAGGUGGACGUGGAGACCACUGGAGCCCCGACUGUGCUACCAGGCGAGGAUGGAGCCACCACCUACGCGAAGACCACUGAGGUGGUUGCCACAGCAACCGAGGCUCCGACGACGCCAGAGCCGGACACCACACAAGACCAAGACACUGCGCAGGAGUUCGGCACCACACAGGCGACGCAGACGCUCGAGUAUUGCACGUGGACGGCAACUGGAAUGGGCGUGUUCAACCAGGCUCUCGCCAAUCUGCUGGGGGAGCUUCAGGCGUACCUUUCUGGUACAUGGUCUGACCCAGACGAAGCCGUCGAGGGCAGUGAUGUAACCUGCGCCCAGCUAGGAUAUACCGACGGGUUCGGCGCAUCAUUUGAGGAUGCUGCAUCCUACGGACUCGUAGAUUGUCCAUCGCCACCAGAUUGCACUUCCGCGCCAUCUCCGACUCUGGUAACCACCACCGACGUGGAGACGUUUGAGGUUCCGUUGGACACCACAGGAGCCCCUGCUAAGUUUCCUGGCGAGGAGGCGACCACAACCGGUGUUGAGAACGUUGGAGUGACUACUGCGACAACGUUCGAGGAUGGCACCACGGAGGUGGAGACGACUGGACCCCUCACUGCCUUCCCCACUGAGGAUGCGACUUCCACGGACGAAGAGGCCACUGCGACAGUUGCCGAUGACCUCGGAAACACCCUCGCGCAGCAGAGGCUAGUCGGAUUGAUUGAACUCUCUUUUGAAGACCCCCAGGCCGUAUUGACUGGUCCGCACUCAGACAAGGUGCUGGAUGCCGUCAGUCAUACAGUCGCUGGUGUUGUUGGGACACCUGCGAGCUACGUCUCUGCCUGGUUCGCGGAUGCUCGGAGAUUUGGGGCCGUGCUCCGCAGACUCUCCAGCGGUUCCCUUACGGUGGGGCACAGCGUCGACGUACCCACUCAUGCUUCGGAGGAUUACGAUGAUGCGGCCACUAUGAAGGCGUCCCUGGACACAGUGAACGUCAGCUCGUUCGAGUCGCAGCUGCAGGUACACAUUGGUUCGGCGGAUUCGCAUGUCGGCCACGGGGUAUACUCUGUUGGUGUGGUGGGCAUCGCGACGAGGGUUACCACCAUGGCAAGUACUACUUCAGCAUCACAGGCUACCAUCACCCGCACGCUGACAAGCACUUCAGCAGCUACCGUCGCACUCGCCAGCACAAGCCUUGGCGAGGAGGUCACCACCACCGACAAACAGACAUCUGAGGUUGCCACUGCGACAGCACUCGAGGUAUUCACCAUGGGGAUGGAAACCACUGGGGCCCCUACUGUGCUAUUCGGCGAGGUUGUGACCACCACCGACGUGGCGACUCCGGAGGUGGCCACUGCGACAACAACCGAGGAGUCGAAGACCACGGGAGCCCUUACUGUUUUGCCCAGCGAAAUGGUGACCACCACAAAUGUGGAGAUUCUUGAGGUAGCCAGUGCGACAACAACCGAGGAGGGCACCAUAGAGGCGAAGACCACUGGAGCUCUCAUUGUGUCACCUGGCGAGGAGGUGACCACCACCGACGUGGUGAUAUCUGAGGUGGCCACUGCGACAGCAACCGAGGGGGACACCAUAGAGGUGAAGACAACUGGAGCUCCGACGGUGCUACCCGGCGAGACGGUGACCACCACCGACGGUGUGAUGUCUGCAGCGUCAACCGAGGAGGGUUCCAUGGAGGUGAAGACCACUGGGGCCUCUACUAUGUUUCCCGAAGAGGUGGUGACAACUACCGACGUGGAGACCUUUGAGGUGGAGGUGGAAACCACUGGAGCCCCCAUUGCUUCACCUGGCGAGGAUGUGACCACCACCGACGUGGUGAUGUUUGCAGUGUCCACUGCGACAGCAACCGAGGAGGGUUUCAUGGAGGUGACGACCACAGGGGCCCCAACUAUGUUUCCCGAAGAGGUGGUGACAACCACCGACGUGGAGAUCUUGGAGGUGGAGGUGGAAGCCACUGGAGCUCCCACUGCGUCACCUGGCGAGGAUGUGACCACCACUGACGAGGGAACGCUUGAGGUGGCCACUUCGACAGUGACCGAGGAGGGCUCCAUGGAGGUGAAGACCACUGGGGCCCCUACUAUGUUACCAGAAGAGGUGGUGACAACCACCGACGUGGAGACCUUGGAGGUGGAGGUGGAAGCCACUGGAGCCCCCACUGCGUCACCUGGCGAGGAUGUGACCACCACCGACGCCGAAACGUUUGAGCAGGCCACUGCGACAGUAACCGACGAGGGCUACAUGGAGGUGAAGACCACUGGGGCCCCUACUAUGUUACCCGAAGAGGUGGUGAGAACCACCGACGUGGAGACCUUUGAGGUGGAGGUGGAAACCACUGGAGCCCCCACUGCAACACCUGGCGAGGAUGUGACCACCACCGACGUGGGAACGUUUGAGGUGUCCACUGCGACAGUGACCGAGGAGGGCUCCAUUGAGGUGACGACCACUGAAGCUCUCACCGUGUCACCUGGCGAGGAGGUGACCACCACCGACGUGGUGAUGUCUAAAGUGGCCACUGCGACAGCAACCGAGAUGGGCACCAUAGAGUUGAAGACCACUGGAGCCCCUAAUGUGCUACCCGGCGAGAAUGUGACAACUACCGACGUGGUGAUGUUUGCAGUGUCCACUGCGACAGCAACCGAGGAGGGUUUCAUGGAGGUGACGACCACAGGGGCCCCCACUAUGUUUCCCGAAGAGGUGGUGAGAACCACAGACGUGGAGACCUUCGAGAUGGAGGUGGAAACCACUGGAUUCCCCACUGCGUCACCUGGCGAUGAUGUAACCACCACCGACGCCGAAACGUUUGAGCAGGCCACUGCGACAGCAACCGAGGAGGGUUCCACGGAUGUGAUGACCACUGGGGCCCCCACUAUGUUUCCCGAAGAGGUGGUGACAACCACCGACGUGGAGACCUUGGAGGCGGAGGUGGAAACCACUGGAGCCCCCACUGCGUCUUCUGGCGAGGAUGUGACCACCACCGACGCGGGAACGUUUGAGAUGGCCACUGCGACAGCAACCGAGGAGGGCACCAUAGAGGUGAAGACCACUGGGGCCCCCACUAUGUUUCCCGAAGAGGUGGUGAGAACAACCGACGUGGAGACCUUUGAGGUGGAGGUGGAAACCACUGCAGCCCCCACUACAGGUAGCUGGGCGUUGACAACUCUGACAUUGACGACGACUUUAACGUCGGCCACAAUGACGGCGACCACCAUCACGUCGACUCAAACAAAGACAAGUAGCUGGUCGUCGGUAAGUCUCACAUCGGCAACGACUUCGACCACCAUGACAAGCACAACCACACCUAUGUGGGUUGUGAGUAGCACCAUGGGGUUCAGAAGCACAGGGACCGCGGAGCAGGUGAAGGCCCUGGUGAGGUCUUACUUCAUUGCCAAGUUCAAAGUCGAGGAAGACAAGUUAAUGGUAAUUGUUUCAAGAGACCUUGGACGAUCAGCUCGGCGGCUCUCCACCUCGUCAUCGGCAUGGGUGGUGGACUUCGAGUUAAGCGCGCCUCAGCAGGCUGCCGAAGAGAUCUUCCAGACAGCGGAGAGCAUGAGUGCCAACCCCAUUGACACAGCAGCGGCACUGCAAUCAGCAUUCGGAUCGGAAGGACUUGAAAUGGAUGAGACCUCGUUGGUCGUCACAGAGCCACUACAGAGGAUUGUUACCGUCACCAUGACUACGCAGAGCGCGACGUCUGCGAGAGAAACAACCACCAGCAGAACGUUUGAGUUGGCCACUGCGACAGUAACCGAGGAGGGCUCCAUGGAGGUGACGACCACUGGGGACCCUACUAUGUUACCAGAAGAGGUGGUGAGAACAACCGACGUGGAGACCUUCGAGGUGGAGGUGGAAACCACUGGAGCCCCCACUGCGUCUUCUGGCGAGGAGGUGACCACCACCGACGUGGUGAUGUUUGCAGUGUCCACUGCGACGGCAACCGAGGAGGGUUUCAUGGGGGUGACGACCACUGGGGCCCCCACUAUGUUUCCCGAAGAGGUGGUGACAACCACCGACGUGGAGACCUUUGAGGCGGAGGUGGAAACCACUGGAGCCCCCACUGCGUCUUCUGGCGAGGAUGUGACCACCACCGACGCGGGAACGUUUGAGAUGGCCACUGCGACAGCAACCGAGGAGGGCACCAUAGAGGUGAAGACCACUGGGGCCCCCACUAUGUUUCCCGAAGAGGUGGUGACAACCACCGACGUGGAGACCUUGGAGGCGGAGGCGAAAACCACUGGAGCCCCCACUGCGUCUCCUGGCGAGGAUGUGACCACCACCGACGCGGGAACGUUUGAGAUGGCCACUGCGACGGCAACCGAGGAGGGCACCAUAGAGGUGAAGACCACUGGGGCCCCCACUAUGUUACCAGAAGAGGUGGUGAGAACAACCGACGUGGAGACCUUUGAGGUGGAGGUGGAAACCACUGGAGCCCUCACUGCGUCUCCUGGCGAUGAUGUGACCACCACCGACGCGGGAACGUUUGAGGUGGCCACUGCGACAGCAACCGAGGAGGGCACCAUAGAGGUGACGACCCCUGGGGCCCCUACUAUGUUACCCGAAGAGGUGGUGACAACCAACGGCGUUGAAACCUUGGAGGAAGAGGUGGAAACCACUGCAGUCCCCACUACAGGUAGCUUGACGUUGACAACUCUGACAUUGACGACGACUUUAACGUCGGUCACAAUGACAGCAACCACCAUCACGUCGACUCAAACAAAGACAAGUACCUGGUCGUCGGUAAGUCUCACAUCGGCAACGACUUCGACCACCAUGACAAGCACAACCACGCCUAUGUGGGUUGUGAGUAGCACCAUGGGGUUCAGAAGCACAGGGACCGCGGAGCAGGUGAAGGCCCUGGUGAGGUCUUACUUCAUUGCCAAGUUCAAAGUAGAGGAGGACAAGUUAGUGGUAAUCGUUUCAAGAGAACUUGGACGACCAGCUCGGCGGCUCUCCACCUCGUCAUCGGCAUGGGUGGUGGACUUCGAGUUAAGCGCGCCUCAGCAGGCUGCCGAAGAGAUCUUCCAGACAACGGAGAACAUGAGUGCCAACCCCGUUGACACAGCAGCGGCACUGCAAUCAGCAUUCGGAUCGGAAGGACUUGAAGUGGAUGAGACCUCGUUGAUCGUCACAGAGCCACUAAAGAGGAUUGUUACCGUCACCAUGACUACGCAGAGCGCGACGUCUGCGACAGACACAACCACCAGCAGAACAUUUGAGUUGGCCACUGCGACAGUAACCGAGGAGGGCUCCAUGGAGGUGACGACCACUAGGGACCCUACUCAGUUACCAGAAGAGGUGGUGACAACCACCAACGUGGAGACCUUGGAGGUGGUGGUGACAACCACUGGAGCCACUGCGACAGUAUCCGAGGAGGACCCCAUGGAGGUGGCCACGCAGAGCGCGACGUCUGUGACAGAGACAUCCACCAGCAGAACGAUCACAGGAGCCCCCGCCGACCCGACGUCAACGAGCACAGGUGCGGGCGCGACGGCGGCGCCGCCGACGACCACGUCGACGGCGCCGACGGCGACGGUCGCCACCGCCGACCCGACGUCAACGAGCGCAGGUGCGGGCGCGACGGCGGCGCCGCCGACGACCACGUCGACGGCGCCGACGGCGACGGUCGCCAUGAUCGCCGGGUCCGUGCAGCUCCUCCUGGGAGACCCAGGCGCAGCGCGGACCGGCCCGCACUCCGAGGGCUUCCUGGCCGCGGUGCGCCACACGGUCGCCCUGGUGGCCGCGGUGCCCGCGAGCCUGGCCGCCGCGUGGUGGGCAGAGGACGCCCGGAGGCUCGGGUCCGGCCCGCGCAGGCUUUCAAGCGGCGCCCUCACCGUGGAGUACAGCGUCGACGUGCCCGCAGAUGCCUUGGCCUACCUUCCCGAUGCAGCCGCUAUGAAAUAUUCCCUAGACAAUAUCGACCUCGGCUCAUUCACGUCGCUGCUGCAGGCAAACGUCGAUGCGCAGGUCGGCGAGGGCGUGUACUCUGUUGGUGUGGCGCGCGUCACGGCGAACGUCGUUGGCGCUCUGGCAGCAGCAGCACCUGCGCCACGGGAGAACAGUAACGUUGGCCUGGUCACUGCGAUGGUGUCCAUGCUGGUGUGCUGCCUCUGCAUGACCCCGCUCUGCCUCUGCAGCUGCCUCUCCGUGCUCCGGCGCCGCCUCCGCCUCGCCGCCCAGAGCUCGCCGGACUUCCACUCGCUGAUCCCCGAGCUGGUCCGCCAGUGCAUCCUGGCUCCACCGAAGCCAGCCAAUCGGAAUCGGCAAGACGGCGCCUCCACGGGCCUGCGCGACGCCGGCGCCGCCACAGGA
Messenger RNA from Prorocentrum cordatum, 6819 nucleotides. The record is from the annotation of a GenBank genome assembly. Lineage: Eukaryota; Dinophyceae; Prorocentrales; Prorocentraceae.